AGAGAUGUUUGAGGCGGCUGUGUCUGGGUUUGUGAAGGCGGUGGGGAAAGACUCCCUCCUCCCAGUUCCUGACCUGAACUCAGCGAACAAGUGUCGACCGCUUCACAUCGCGGUUAAGAAGAACCCGAAGUGGUUCUGGCAGAGUCCCAAGUACAUGCCGACUUCCUUUAAGGUGCACCAGAUCCUCACCAAGACAGAGGAGAUAGACGUGGCUGUGAGCUGCAGGACUCUCGUGGAGUACAACAAGACGUCUCACUUCUCGGUGAAGGGCUCGGUCGGGUCUAAGAUCCUUAAGGAGGUUGACCUUGACGUGAGCGGGUCGGGCGUGGUCGCCAUUAAGGCCAGCUUCGGCAAGGUCAACAAGUGUGACGUGGACGUCCCGACGCUCAUGCAGGCGCUGGAUAAAAGAUUUGUAGACUUCCGUCACGACUUUGUGAAGGAGGUUCGCGGAAACCCCCGUAACGUCCUCUGUGUUGUCGUGGGAACGGCCUGUACCAUUAACCCUUCAGUGCUGAGCUCCGAGGAGGACCUGGAGGGGAGCCAGAAGGCCACCAUCUCCCUGGGCACCACGGCCAACAUCGACCAGGAAGGUUCGAUAACGAACGAGACAGACAAGGUGUUUGACCUCCCGCCGGAGACGCCGCUUGCGUACAACGUGUGCGAGAUUCUGGUGAAGGAAGAUGGUGGGAUAGACCUGAUGUACACGCGAGAAGGGAGCGGGGGGUUUGCUGCCAAGGCUGGGGCAGGUGUGGUGCACACUGAUGCUCCUCCUAACACAGAACUGGGCUACACCAUGAAGCCUCUGCUGUCCAUGGAGGAACAGAAACGGGACAGCGUGACCUCUGCUGUCCUCAAGGUCAUGGAAGUGCCAGCUGACCUUCCAGUGGUGGAGGAACUGCUGGAUGAUGUUGUUGACGGCAGAAAACCGAAGCCCUUUGCGGAGUUCAAGUCUGCCUGUUCCAACCCGACUGCUGUUCUCGCGUUUCUGUCUGCCAUUGACUUUCAAAUGGAUACUCCCUUCACAGAUGAAGACAAGGCUCUGAUUCGCUCCCUGGAUGCUCUGUUUGACGGACUUCUGGAGUUGUCUGAUGAACAGUGCCUGGCCCUGAAGGAGUGCAACUCUAACUUCGCCCCUGCAAUUCUGCAUGUGCUUGAGCAGGGAAUAGCCGGCCAUCCCGUGCCCUUAGAUGACCCCGCCAUCAGCAUCCUCUAUGUCAAGUCCAACAACCCUGGGCAGGACUUCCUGGAGGCCUUGGACUUCGGCAUCCAAGACGUGGGGAAUAAGAAGUCUCUGGUGACGGAAGAUGAUGGCAAGAGGCUGUACGCAGCUCAGCAAGCUGUGUACGGGCUCUGGGGCGGGCUGUAGGGCUAUCCAGAACAUCCAGAAUCAAGCUUGGACAUGGUUCUGGAUACUAGUAGUUAACACCUUGGGGUGCACUGUAGGGCUAUCCAGAACCGUGCUUCAUCCAGAAUAA
This is a messenger RNA of Branchiostoma belcheri (Belcher's lancelet), 1475 nucleotides long. RefSeq names its product non-syndromic hearing impairment protein 5 homolog. The record is from RefSeq and is a predicted model, not a curated record. Gene Ontology annotation, biological process: programmed cell death. The transcript has 9 exons. The coding region runs from base 5 to 1366 and encodes 453 amino acids. Lineage: Eukaryota; Metazoa; Chordata; Leptocardii; Amphioxiformes; Branchiostomatidae. Gene Ontology annotation, cellular component: cytoplasm.